Molecule: messenger RNA, 460 nt
Organism: Staurois parvus
Lineage: Eukaryota; Metazoa; Chordata; Amphibia; Anura; Ranidae
Source: the annotation of a GenBank genome assembly
GCACAACGUAAUCAGGCAGACCCGGUCGAUAACUUCGGGCAGGUAGGUACAGGAGGAGCAGGCGGAGAGAAUGGUCAGGGUCACAAGCCAGGGAUCAAAACAGGAGAAGUCAGCAGAGGUCAGGAUCAAGCAGGGUCAGCAACAAGAACAGGAACAGGAACACAGGUUACAAGAUACAGGGGCCCAUGGAAAAACACACACCAAGGCACAGCCUGCAGGUCUGGCAAUCCCUUAAAUACACCUGCAUAAUCAGCUUCAGGUGUUUGGCUGGCUGCAGGGUUGAGUCUCUGAUUGCUGAGAGCACCCGCUGGCCAGCCCUGGUACUGCAGCCCACAAGGCAGGUGAGUCCCACCAUUACUGGCAAGUCCAUUCCUGACCGCAGGGAAGUGUGUUAGGACCAGCCUGAUCAUUGAAUUAGCUCCCAGCACAGCCAGAACUCUGACCAGGAUGUGUUCUAAAU